Molecule: messenger RNA, 1347 nt
Organism: Oncorhynchus tshawytscha (Chinook salmon)
Lineage: Eukaryota; Metazoa; Chordata; Actinopteri; Salmoniformes; Salmonidae
Product: trichohyalin-like
Exons: 4
Coding region: 196-1206 (336 amino acids)
Cellular component (GO): secretory granule
Source: RefSeq, a predicted model, not a curated record
GUCCUGAUAUAUGGUGUGCCUCCCUCUACUUCUCAGACUACAAGAGUCCAGCUACCGCAGCAGAACCCACACAACCGCCCCUACACACACGGAUGGAGAACGGGAGCUGGCUUGGCGGUGAUGUGGUUAGACUUUGUGCUCUAUUUAUCAGCUCUUUCUUAGGUCAUUUCUACGGGGAGAAAAUCUAAGUCUUCCAUGAUGAAACUUGUGUUUGUUUUUGCUGUGGUUGCGUAUUUCUUUGCAGAAAAUCUAUCACUUCCCGUUGGAGAAGAACGACAGCGAGAGGAUGUGGUAACACGGUGCUUGGUUGAGGUCCUGUCCAAGGCGUUGACCAAACCUGACUCUCACCCUCUGGAUCAGGAAUGUAAAGAUAUUCUCAAAGCAGGUGCCCAACAUGCUGCUCCUGUGGAGAAGACAAGUGAUGAGCUGCUGACUAAUGAAGAGGAGGGCAAAGAACAUGAACCUAAGCCUGAGGCACCAGGGGCCGAUGUGAAAGACAUCGAGGCCCUCCUGAAGUCUGUGGAGGAGAAGAGGGAGACACCGGAGGACGAAGAUCGCAGCCAGGAGUCAUGGGACCUCAACUACGAGAAGGAGAAAAGGAUUUGGAAACCAACGCACAGGUAUCAUCAUAAGAAACCCAAUCACAAACGUGAUGAGGAGGUUUCUGAAGAAGUGAGAGAAGAGCCAGACGAAGAACGUAGUCAGGAAUCCUGGAGCCUGGGCGAUGAGAAGGAGAAGAGAUAUAGGCCUACCUAUCGGUACACCCCCAAAAAACACCCCAAACGAGACGAAGAGGGUUUAGAAGAAGAGAGAGAAGAGCCAGAAGAGGAACGUAGUCAGGAAUCCUGGAGCCUGGGCGAUGAGAAGGAGAAGAGAUAUAGGCCUACCUAUCGGUACACCCCCAAAAAACACCCCAAACGAGACGAAGAGGGUUUAGAAGAAGAGAGAGAAGAGCCAGAAGAGGAACGUAGUCAGGAAUCCUGGAGCCUGGGCGAUGAGAAGGAGAAGAGAUAUAGGCCUACCUAUCGGUACACCCCAAAGAAACACCACAAACGAGACGAAGAGGGUUUAGAGGAAGAGAGAGAAGAGCCAGAAGAGGAACGUAGUCAGGAAUCCUGGAGCCUGGGCGAUGAGAAGGAGAAGAGAUAUAGGCCUACCUAUCGGUACACCCCAAAAAACACCCCAAACGAGACGAAGAGGGUUUAGAGGAAGAGAGAGAAGAGCCAGAAGAGGAACGUAGUCAGGAAUCCUGGAGCCUGGGCGAUGAGAAGGAGAAGAGAUAUAGGCCUACCUAUCGGUACACCCCAAAGAAACACCACAAACGAGAUGAAGAAGACGAAGAGCGCA